AUGUCGAUGUUAUUAUUGAUCAUUGACGUUCUUUUUGCUUUUUAUUCAGCCAACUUGAUUUGUUUAAUAUCAUCGUCGCCAUCAAAGAAAAUAAUCGAUAUUCAAAUAGGUGAUGAUCACGUUUUUGAGUGUCUAAUAAAUCGAAAUAAAUGGACACUUCCAUCAAUUCUUCAAUGGUAUCGUUCAAUAAAUAAUUAUUCAAUACCAAUUGCUAGUCAAUUUAAUGAUUAUCCUGUUCAUAUUGAUGAUUCAUAUGUUAAUAGAUAUAGUCUUCUUUCAAAUGGAUCUUUAAAAAUUGAAAAUAUUCAAUUAAAUGACAAUGAUACAUUUGAAUGUCGAUUAAUUUUAAUUGAUCGUGGUUUGCUUGAUAUAAAAGAAAAAUAUUUUAUAAUACUUCGUGUUAAUGAACAACCACGUUUUAUUAAUCAAUCCAAUCCAAUACAAAUUGCUGCACUAUAUUCAACAGUAAAUUUUAUUUGUCAAAUCUAUGGUGUUCCAUACCCAACGAUUGCAUGGUAUAAAGUUAUUCAACGAAGCGAGCAAACGGUUGAUGAUGAAGACUUACGAUUACUUUUAGUCAAUAGUCAACAUUUUACUCUUCAUAAUGUGGAUGACAGUGUGGCAGGCAAAUAUAGAUGUGUAGGAAAAAAUCAACUCGGCUUAGUACAAAGUGAAUUUCAACUUCUCAUUCGUGGAUCUAUUUAUUGGCGUUAUUUUUCUGAAAGUCAAACAGUUAAAAUUAAUGAUAAUAUUACCUUGAAAUGUGAAGGUCAAAGUAGUGAGCUAUUACAAUAUCAAUGGUUGAAAAAUGAAAUUUCAAUAUCGGAUACGAUAUCAUCACAAGAUCGUAUACGUACAUUUAGUGAUGGUAUUCUUAAUAUUAAUAAUAUUGAACCUUCUGAUCAUGGAUCAUAUGUAUGUAAAAUCAGUACAUUCAAUUCGACAAGUAUUCGUAGUAAACCAGCUUUUAUUACUGUUAAAUAUCCGCCUAUUCCGUCACGUAAUCGUCAAACAAAUAAUUUAACAUUAAUUCAAGGUUCAUUAGGUGUAUGUCCAUGCUUACUCGAUGCAUAUCCACCCAUUCAAUCGGUUUCUUGGUAUCGAAACCGAAGGCCUAUUCGUAUUGAACCGAAAGGUGGUGCGUAUACUAUCAAUUCUGAAUAUGCUUUAGUUAUAAAAUCAGUUGAAAGAAAUGAUAACGGUGAAUAUUUUUGUCGUGCACAAAAUUCAGAAGGUUUCGGUCACGACAGCAUGCCAUUUUAUGUUAUAAUAAAAGAACCAAUUCAAUUUAUUUCAAAACCAGAUUCAAUUUAUUAUGUUCGUGAAAAUGAUCGACUAAUAUUACCAUGUGUUGUCUUUGGUAAUCCACAACCAAGGAUUACAUGGCUUAAAGAUUCAAUAGAAUUAAAUCAAAUCAAUGAAAAUCUAACUUUAGAAUAUAUUGAAAAAACUGAUCAUGGUUUAUAUAUAUGUCAAGCAUCAAACCAAUAUACCACAAUUAAUAUAAGUACUUUGAUUAUUGUUGAAAAUACAACACCACAAGCACCUCUUAAUGUUCAAUAUGAACAAAUUUCAACAAAUAUUUUACUUUCUUGGGAAUCUGGUUAUGAUGGUGGUCGAACUCAACAUUUUAUUAUUUGGUAUCGUAUGAUAAAAACAAAAAAAGGCCAUUGGAAUCAAAUACGUGUAUUACCUAAUAAUGCAACGGAAUUUUUAUUAUUUGAUUUAGAAUUACAACAAACAUAUGAAAUAACAAUUGUAGGAGAAAAUGAUAUUGGCCUAGGAACGUUUAGUGCAAUAACAUCAGUUUAUGUAAAUGAUAAUCAAGAUUUAUCUAUUGGCAAUUUUUAUUAUUCAAAUGAAACAAAUUUCUUAAGACCAUUAUCACCCAUUGAUCUUCAUUUAUCAUAUUCAAAAUCAAAUCUUUAUAUAACAUGGAAUCAUCCAGAUAUAUUUGAUUCCUCAACAAAAAUUUUUUAUUAUGUUAUACAAUGGCGUUCAUCAAUUCUUUUCAAUAAUCAACAAUCACAACAAUCGAUUGUUAUACCAUAUCCUACUCGAUCAUACAUAUUAAAAGAUAUUAAACAAAGCAAAUAUAUAAUACAAAUAAUGUCUUAUUCAAAUGAAGGAAUAUAUAGCAUACCAAUUGAAUCAGAUAUAAAUAUUCAAUUUAAUUCAAUUCUUGCUUAUCAUGGUUCACAUCAUCUAUUAAUAUCAUUAUUUUGUUUUUUAAUUGUAUUAACAUUUGCAACAUUAUGUAUUUGUGUAUUUUUUCUUCUGAAAUAUUAUUUUAAUCAACGAAAUUUUGCUACAGAUCUUGAACCUGAUUUAAAAUUGAUAUGUUGGUGUUUUCCUUCGAUUCAAUCCAGAUUGAAUGAUUGUUCUUCUGUUGAAACUGAUCGAUAUCAUACAAAUCUUCUUAAAUCAAAUGAUAUUCAAAGUUCACCAAUUUAUUCGUCUCAACAUCAAGUUCCAACUCAAACACUGACGAAUUCAAUUCGAUCACCAUCACCGUCAGAUAGUGUUAAUGAUUCAUCAUUAUCUUUAGCUAAAUCUACAACAGUUCCACAUUGUUGUGAUUCAAUAUUAUCGAAUACACUUACAACGCCACAAUUGACACAUCAAUUUAUAUCAGCAGAUAAUUCAAAUGCGGUAGUAUUACCUUCUCUUACUUUUGCUGCAGUAUCGAUAACUAAUGAUGAUACUAAAAUGAAAUCAUUUUUUCAGCCAAUAUCAGUUGAUAAUGCAUCUCUUGUGUCUUCUAGUGAUAUAGAAGCUCGUAAAAGUACUUCUCGUCUACCACUUGAAGCUGUACCAGAACUAAGUGAACUUAACGUAGCCAAUAGUCGAUAUAGUUUUACUCAAUCAUUAUCAUCGACAAAUUAUAUAUCUCAUCGUUCACAUUCAGUUCAACCUAGUCCUGUUCUUAUUACAUUCGAUUCUAGUUCAUUAAAACGUCGUUCAUAA
This is a messenger RNA of Rotaria sp. Silwood1, 2967 nucleotides long. NCBI's taxonomy places the organism in Eukaryota, Metazoa, Rotifera, Eurotatoria, Philodinida, Philodinidae. The record is from the annotation of a GenBank genome assembly.